UUGCUUUAUUUUUAGUAUCUAUUCAUGGUUAGUAAAACUAAUUAUCUACAAUUAUAUUUUACAUUAUCUAAUAGUGUCGAGAUUCUUGUAUACCUAUCAGAAUACGAAAGUUAAACUCUUAAUUAAAUUGUAUGGGUACUAUUCUCUGUCACAGAGAGAGUGGUGGCUUAGCUUAGAAGAUAAAACUCUAGGAAUGGUACGGUCAUCAAUACACAUGCACUCCUCCAUCAAACUCCACAUCCAUUGUCUUCAUUAUCCUCACCCUCUUUUAGCCCUUCACUGCUGGUGUAUCUCUUUCCAGUCUCUCUUCUCACUUUUCCACCCAACACUCCUUUUCUAUAGUGCAAUACACAGCUUUGCAUUUACUUCUUGUUUUUGUACAUUCAAAACUCCUCUUUUUGCCUUGCUUCAUAUUUUCUCUGGAUUGUUGCAAAUUCUGCAAUUCAGAGUCUUCUCAACAUGGGGGCUUCCCUGCAUUCUCAGUUACUACUAUAUCUCUACAGCCUCAGUUUACUUCUGCUUUCGUUCAAAGUCCAAUUAACUUAUGCUAUGUCAACAAUUACAGCAAUGGCCAAAGACCAAAUAGCCUGCACAAUGUGCUCCUCCUGUGACAAUCCAUGUCAGCCAAUCUUCUCUCCACCACCACCAUCACCUCCGCUUCCAUGCCCGCCUCCACCGUCACUGCCGCUGCCACCACCUCUGCCCCCACCCUCAUCAGUCUAUAAUAGUCCACCGCCUCCUUCACCAUCCAGUUCUUGCCCGGGAGACUGCUCUCAGCCUCUAUCGCCGCCGUAUAACGGCGGAGGAGGCGGUGGCGGUGAUGGUAACUACUUCUAUCCUCCGACCAACCCAUCUAUAUAUCCAACUCCUCCACCUCCAAACCCCAUUGUACCGUACUUCCCUUUCUAUUAUUACAACCCUCCUCCACCUAAUACAGCCAUCUCCAACUCCGUUCAAUUUCAAAACCAUCCUUUUAUCAGUUGUAUCAUCCUUGCCAUGGCCAUUUUCUUGCUUCUUUGACCUUAAAACAAGAGCAGAACAUUAGAAAUAACUGUUGUUACAACAUCUGUGUGUACUUUAUUCCUUCUAUAUAUCCAAAUUCCAAUUUGAAUAUAUAUUUCAGAUUUUGGAAAUUAAUUUUCAGAAUGCUCGCAGCAAGAAGAAAGGCCAGGGGAUAGAGAGGAGGAACAAGAAAUGGUGGACAAAUAAACUGGGCCACCAAAUUGCCGUGGAAAAAAGAAUGUUUAUUGAAGGACACCCUAGUCUUCUUUUGCACGUGUGGUAGUAGAAUAGCAUAGCUCAAGGUAUUCUUACUCAUGACUCAUGUGUCACAUUGUUACUACAUUUAAUUUACAUGAUUGUUGAUAGGACUAAAAAAAAAUUUUUGUUGUAUACAUGCAUGUACCCAUCCUAUAUGAAAAUCUCUGAUUAUCCUAA
Nicotiana attenuata is the source of this 1437-nucleotide messenger RNA. RefSeq names its product leucine-rich repeat extensin-like protein 3. The transcript has a single exon. The coding region runs from base 460 to 1020 and encodes 186 amino acids. NCBI's taxonomy places the organism in Eukaryota, Viridiplantae, Streptophyta, Magnoliopsida, Solanales, Solanaceae. The record is from RefSeq and is a predicted model, not a curated record.